This is a messenger RNA of Fasciola hepatica (liver fluke), 285 nucleotides long. Lineage: Eukaryota; Metazoa; Platyhelminthes; Trematoda; Plagiorchiida; Fasciolidae. The record is from the annotation of a GenBank genome assembly.
CUGGUAGUACUGGUAGUAGUGGUAGUAGUAGUAGUAGUAGUAGUAGUAGUAGUAGUAGUAGUAGUAGUAGUAGUAGUAGUAGUAGUAGUAGUAGUAGUAGUAGUAGUAGUAGUAGUAGUAGUAGUAGUAGUAGUAGUAGUAGUAGUAGUAGUAGUAGUAGUAGUAGUAGUAGUAGUAGUAGUAGUAGUAGUAGUAGUAGUAGUAGUAGUUAUAUCAGUAUGGACAAUAAGUGUAAAGAGUCGUGCAAGGUCCACGAUAAGUUCAGAGAUCAUAUCUCAUCUUUGA